Molecule: messenger RNA, 465 nt
Organism: Penicillium samsonianum
Lineage: Eukaryota; Fungi; Ascomycota; Eurotiomycetes; Eurotiales; Aspergillaceae
Exons: 1
Coding region: 1-465 (154 amino acids)
Source: RefSeq, a predicted model, not a curated record
AUGGCAAAGUCAACAUCAGAUAUCUUCAUGAGCAUAAAACCCGAGCACAUGCAAAACAUAGCCUCAGGGUCCAAAAACCACGAAUACCGCAGCUAUCUUCUCCCGCCAAGCAUCCAGCACAUCUGGUUCUACACCACCAGCCCUAUCAAACGAAUCGAAUACGUUGCCCGUAUCUCUCCGGGUAAAAUCCCCGGAGAAGUUCCUGACAACGGAGGUAUCGGCAAUGCGGAGUUCAAUGCCGGGUUGAAAGAUUCCAAGUACGGAUAUGAGAUUCUCACGCUGUGGAGGUUGAAGAUGCCCGUUAGCUUGGAGAAGGCCCUUGGUGAGGGGUUCUUGAAGGGUGCACCGCAGAAGUAUUGUUGGGUUUCUUUGUGUUUCUUGGAGAGGUUUCUGUUGGAUGAGCAGGAUUUAUUGUUUUCAAGGACGGUGGAUGGUGUGCAGUUUAGGGAGGAUGAAGUUCAGUAG